Penicillium soppii is the source of this 1263-nucleotide messenger RNA. RefSeq lists its product as uncharacterized. The coding region runs from base 1 to 1263 and encodes 420 amino acids. Gene Ontology annotation, molecular function: Hsp70 protein binding. The transcript has 2 exons. Gene Ontology annotation, cellular component: cytoplasm. Lineage: Eukaryota; Fungi; Ascomycota; Eurotiomycetes; Eurotiales; Aspergillaceae. Gene Ontology annotation, biological process: protein refolding. The record is from RefSeq and is a predicted model, not a curated record.
AUGCAAUUACUACGACUCCUGGUUACACUAGCCGUUGUGCUUUUCUCCGUCGUUGUUAUCGCCGCGGAAGAUUACUACAAAGUGCUUGGCCUUGCCAGGUCGGCGUCGGAGAAGGAUAUCAAGCGUGCGUAUAGGACGCUGAGCAAGAAAUACCAUCCUGACAAGAACCCCGGCGAUGAUGACGCGCGCGAAAAGUUCGUUGAAAUAGCAGAUGCCUACGAAGUUCUAUCGACCAGCACAUUGCGCAAAGUCUACGACCAAUACGGACACGACGGUGUCGAGCAGCACCGCAAAGGCGGAGCCGCUGGUGGCAGCCACGACCCCUUCGAUCUCUUCUCGCGAUUCUUCGGCGGCGGCGGACACUCAGGACACGCACCGGGCCACCGACGAGGACCGGACAUGGAAGUGCGCGCUGCACUGCCAUUGCGAGAUUUCUACACUGGUCGCGAGAUCAACUUCCUCGUUGAGAAGCAGCAGAUCUGCGAUACCUGCGAGGGAACUGGAUCGAAGGAUCACAAGGUUGAGACCUGUGAUCGCUGCAACGGGCGCGGAGUGGUCAUUCAGAAACAUAUGCUUGCGCCGGGCAUGUUCCAGCAGGUGCAGAUGCAGUGUGAUAAAUGCCAUGGACAAGGAAAGAAGAUCAAAAACCCGUGUGCUGUUUGUGGUGGAAGUCGCGUUGUUCGCAACCAAGUUGAAACGAGUGCUACGAUCGAAGCGGGCAUGGGCAAGGGGACGCGACUUGUGUUUGAGAAUGAGGCUGAUGAGAGCCCUGACUGGAUUGCUGGUGAUUUGAUUGUUAUUCUUGACGAGAAGGAGGCGGAGCUUGGCACAGCAGAGGAGGAGAGGACGGAUGGUACGUUCUUCCGGAGAAAGGGCAAGGAUCUUUUCUGGAAGGAGACUCUUUCGCUACGGGAGGCGUGGAUGGGCGAUUGGAGUCGCAAUCUUACCCAUCUUGAUGGACAUGUUGUUCACCUUGGACGUGGACGGGGCGAGGUCGUGCAACCUUUGGCUGUUGAGACUGUCAAUGGGGAGGGCAUGCCGCAUUACUCCGAAGGUCAUCUGCAUGAUCACAAUGAAAAUGACGAGGCUGGCAAUCUGUACAUCGAAUACACCGUUGUUCUGCCUGAUCAGAUGGAAAGCGGUAUGGAGAAGGACUUCCAUGCUCUUUGGGAAAAGUGGCGCAAGAAGAUUGGAGUUGAUCUGGCGAAGGAUUCUGGCCGUCCGGUCGUGCCUCCGCCGGCGGAGGGGAAAGAUGAGCUGUGA